Molecule: messenger RNA, 1137 nt
Organism: Brassica oleracea var. oleracea
Lineage: Eukaryota; Viridiplantae; Streptophyta; Magnoliopsida; Brassicales; Brassicaceae
Exons: 3
Coding region: 1-1137 (378 amino acids)
Source: RefSeq, a predicted model, not a curated record
AUGAUUUAUGAGUUCAAGAACAUCCAUGCAAAGAUUGAUGGGAACUAUCCUGACCUCAACAACAAUUACAUGCAACUUGCCUCUCAUCUCAAGGCUUUGGAGAGUCAAGUUGCUUCUAUGCAUUCCUCCUCCAAGCAGCCAAUGGGGUCUCUAUCAGGGAAACCAGAAAAGAACCCCAAGGAGUCUUGCAAUGUUGUCUUCUCCACUACUUCUCCAGAGAUUGAGCUGAGUGAUCAUGAGAAAGAGGAGGAUGAGAUUGAAAGACUGGUAUUUGGAACUGAGUUUGGGGAAGUUGAGAGAUUUGUUGUGGCCACAGCUGAAGAACAUAUUGUGAAGGACGUUGCCAUGAAGGUUGAAGCAAUGAAUCUGCAAAGAACUGAGCACAAGGCUGCGAAACAAGUUGAAAAGAGAGCUGAAAAAGUUCUCACCAAAGCUCAGAAGAAGGUGCUCUCCAAGUUCAGGAAAGAUCUUAGUGAUGUUGGGGUCAGGCUUCCAAAAAUCUCGGGUAUACGUGAAGCUCAUGUCCAGAUGAUGCUCAUCAACGACAUUCUAGACCACCAAACUGAAGUGGUCGAGCUUUUGGACAUCUCCAUUCAGAAGAUUGAUCCACCAAUCCCUCCAAAGUCCCUCCCUAAGCUUGAGUCUCAAGGGAUGUUCACAUUGCCUUGCUACCUUGGUAAUCUCACUUUUGAUGAUGCUCUUAGUCUAGGGAUUGAGAGCAUGGAGCCAAACGCAUCUUCCAUACAGUUUGGAGAUUCCUCUUCUACAACUCCAAUUGGUCUCAUCAAGGACUUCCCUUUGAAGAUUGGAACAUGCACCAUUCCUAUAGACCUCACUGUUCUGAAGAUGGCAACUGAGAAGAGGGUUUCAUUGAUCCUUGGCACUCCAUUCCUUACAACAGUAGGAGCUUGCAUAGACUUUGCCAACAAGAAGGUCACACUCGUAAAUGUGAACAAAGCUGUCUUCUAUCCACUACAAUCACCAAAGAUGAUUGCUGAGUAUUGUGGAACAAUCACUUGUGGAGCAUCCUCCAUUGAGAAGACCAAGACUGAAGGGAUUGUUAUUAAGAAAGAAGGUCUUGCUAGAGAGUCCUCUAAAGAGCUGUGUGAUGAGCACUUGGAAAGUGCUACAAAGUAG